CGGACCGUCAAGUAGAAAGCGUGAUUAACGCCAGGAUUUAACAAAAUGGCGCUGGUCCAGGCUAUCUUUCUCUUCACCGUUAUUGACACAAUUUUGGAAACUGACGCCAGAGUUUCAACAGUGCAACAACCAUAUCAUCUUGGAACAGAGAUCCUCAUUCAAGAUAAUAAUGGAAAAAUGCGGUCUUUGGGAUCGAAUGAAUUAUAUCUUGCUGCAGAUGCAAAAGUUGGACUACCAGGAGUCAAAAGUCUACAUGACAUGCCUACCUUAAUGCACGGUGAAGGGAUGGAUAUACCUCAUAAAUCAAACCAUCGAUUUAAUGGGCAUGUGUCUAACAACAAUGGUUAUAGCAACAGGGGCCAAGUCAGGGUUAUCAAUUUACAAAACAAUAACUUUGGAAAUAAUGAUAAAUCAACACAGGUUAUUCAUAUACCACAUUCUGGUUAUAAAGAGGGAUUUAACACUGAUUAUUCCAGACCAAGAGAACAUUUCAUGGAAGGAAACAGACCACAACAAAUACAUAGAUAUUUUGAGACGGUAACAAAUGAAAUCUCCCGAUAUAUUUCAUCGGAGUCACACAGAGGAAACACUUUUAAACAUGGGGAAAAGUAUGGACCGGAAUUUUCGUUCAGAAUGCCACAGAAAAAAGAUGGAGGAGGUCCAGUUGAUUUAGGUCCAGCACCAGUACCAGGCAGUUUUACAGGACCAUCAGUUGAUAUUCCACCACCAGCACCUCUUCAAGGACCAGUGAACCCUGGUCCAGAUUUUGGCCCUGGUCCAGAUUUUGGUCCUGGUCCAGGUUUUGGCCCUGGUCUAAAUGCAUUUGAUGGCCAAUCAAAUCAAAACUGGGGAAUUAAUACACCAAACUUUCAAGGACCUAAUUUCGCCAACGGAAACCAACUUGGACCUCAGAAUGUUGCCAAUCAAGAUUUUAGCAUUGACUUGAGUCAAACAGGAAAUGCAUGGGGAAAUCAAGGAUGGUCCCAAGAACAAGGGCCUACAGGAUGGGAACAAGGUUGGAAUCAGCAAGGAUGGAACCAACAGGGAGUGUUCCCUGGAGGGGGGCCAGCAGGAUUGUUUCCAGGAUUUGGUCAGCAGGGAGGAGUUCCAGGUUUCAAUCAAAAUCAAGCUGCUGUAGCACAGCAACAAGACUUCAAUCAACCGUUUGGUAAUCAGAAUUUAGGACCAGGAGGACCACUACCAAAUAUUGCAACUCUAAAUAGUCCCGAAAAUUUUCAAUCAAGGUUUUUAGGCACGGGAGUGCAAGCACCAGUAGAGCCACUUGGACCAACAAUGACGAAAUCAGAUGUGAAUGUUGAUACUAUCAAACCAAUACUUCCAGGAGAUGUCGCUAAAGGUCCCGUGCCUUUGAAUAAUGCUUUUUAAAUUUUUUUACCAUACCACUUAAACUCAAAACUAAAGGGUAACUGAUGUUUUUAUUAAGUCUGUGGAAGAAAAUCUCUCCUGCAAUUUACUCUAUUUUAUUUUGCAUCGUUUUAUUUUCGCCAAAAUAGGACCUACAAGUUUAGGAGAACAGUAUUUCCAAUAAUCAGGAAGUGACUCAAAAUGUGGUUAAUAAAAAUGUCAAUAGGACUGUAAGCUUAUUCAAAUUUGCAGAAAUACGAUUAAAAGGGUUUUAUUUGAAAUUCUUCUUUACCUGUUGGAAAAUGGUGUAUUUACUACAUUUGUUAAUAAAAUCAUUAAAACAUCAA
This is a messenger RNA of Mytilus californianus (California mussel), 1712 nucleotides long. RefSeq lists its product as uncharacterized. Lineage: Eukaryota; Metazoa; Mollusca; Bivalvia; Mytilida; Mytilidae. Bases 46 to 1386 code for a protein of 446 amino acids. The record is from RefSeq and is a predicted model, not a curated record. The transcript is spliced from 9 exons.